This is a messenger RNA of Gamsiella multidivaricata, 1498 nucleotides long. RefSeq names its product sterol 24-C-methyltransferase. The coding region runs from base 126 to 1295 and encodes 389 amino acids. Gene Ontology annotation, molecular function: sterol 24-C-methyltransferase activity. The record is from RefSeq and is a predicted model, not a curated record. The transcript is spliced from 2 exons. Lineage: Eukaryota; Fungi; Mortierellomycota; Mortierellomycetes; Mortierellales; Mortierellaceae. Gene Ontology annotation, cellular component: endoplasmic reticulum. Gene Ontology annotation, biological process: ergosterol biosynthetic process.
UAAUACAUUAUAAAUCGUCCUGCCUCUUUUUGCCCGCCGUUUGUAUAUACUCACACCCUUCCAUCCACAACGCCGCUACCCGCAUCCUCUCCUAUAGCACCCUCCACCCAACAUCUGCUUCAGAAAUGGCGCCCACAAGAACCUCGACCGCAAUGAUCACACAGCGUAACCGCGAAGACUUGGUCCUGUCCAAGACCCUGCACGGCAACAGCUGGGACGAAUCACAUCACCAGGACUCCCUCAUCUUCAAGCUCAAGAACAAGGAUCGCCAGUUCCAGUCCGCCGUCGUUGACAACUACCUCGACAACUGGAAGGAAGAAAAGCCCGAGGACGAGACGGAGGAGGCCAAGGCUGAGCGACAGAACGCCUACAAGGCCGUUGCCAAUUCGUUUUAUGAUCUUGCCACGGAUUUCUAUGAGUACGCAUGGGGCACCUCCUUCCACUUCUGCAGAUUCCGUUACCGUGAGCCCUUCCAGCAGGCCAUGGCCCGUCACGAGCACUACCUGGCCGCUAACAUGGGCAUCCAGCCCACCUGGAAGGUCCUCGACAUUGGCUGCGGUGUCGGUGGUCCCGCUCGCGAGAUCGGACACUUCACGGGCGCCCACAUCACCGGUCUCAACAACAAUGACUACCAGAUCAACCGUGCGAGGCGCUACGCUGUCACCUAUGGUCUCGACCACAAGUCCGACUUUAUCAAGGGAGACUUCAUGAACAUGCCCAUCGACGAUAACUCCUACGACGCAUGCUACGCCAUCGAGGCCACUGUCCACGCAUCCACCCUCGAGGGCGUCUACGGCGAAGCCUACAGGAUCUUGAAGCCCGGUGGCGUCUUUGGAUGUUACGAGUGGGUCAUGACCGACAAGUACGACCCCACCAACCCUGAGCACCUGCGCAUCGUCCGUGGACUCGAGGUCGGCAACGGUAUCGCCAAGAUGAUGACCGUCAAGGAUUGUGUCAAGGCUCUCGAGACCGUCGGCUUCACGAUCGAGAAGAACACGGACAUGGGUGCGACGGAUGAUAAGAUCAAGUGGUACUACCCUUUGCAGGGCGAUAUCCGUCAGGCGAAUGCCUUCUGGGAUUACUUGACGGUCCUCCGUACGACAACUGCUGGACGUGCUGCCACGACAUACAUGGUCAGGGCCCUGGAGAGCUUGGGCUUGGCCGCCCCUGGUAGUGCCAAGGUCUCGAGUAUCUUGCAGACGGCCGCGGAUUCCGUUCUGGAGGGCGCCAUCCUUGGAAUCUUUACGCCCAUGUACUUCUUCGUCGCCCGUAAGCCCGCCAAUGCAUCUCAAUAAGAGCCCCCACCCAUUUUCUCACAUUCCUAGCCAUGUCCAUGUGCAGGAAAAGGGACGAGGGACAAAAGGACACGCACGACCGCUGCGGUACUUUUUUUUUUUGCACGGCGCGCCUCUUUAUCUUCUCGUUUCUGAUGUACCUGUUACUUAUAUAGUAUGUAGUACUUUUAUAAUCAUAAUAAACUCUCUUCUUUGCAAUUCUG